GCAAAGCAGGAAAAACAAACAGGGAAAAUGCAAUGCUGAUCUCAAGCAUGUCAUUUACUAAUGAGUUAAGUGCUUGUUAUGCCAAGACACGAAGAUUCCGUGAAGUAGGAAGCAGACUGAGGUAUGAAAAUGGGAUGCACAAUGGAGGCCUCUAUUGUCCAAGUCAGAAGAAUGCCUUGAUUAAUUUAAAUGACCGUCUAGCUGCAUAUCUUGAAAAAGUAUCUAAAUUGGAAGAAUCCAAUAGGCAACUUGAGCAACAAAUCCAAAACUUAACUGAAAAGAAGGCCAAACAUGUUAAGGAUAACAGUCGAUAUGAGAAGACCAUCGCUGAACUUGAAUCUCAGGUGAAAAAAGCAAAGGUCAUCAAUGCAGAACUUUGUCUAAACAUCGAAAAUGUGAAGUUGACUGCGGGUGCUUUUAAAGAAAAGUACGAAGCUGAACGUUCCGUUCAUCAGACUAUAAGGUCAGAGGUUAAGGAUAUGAAGAAUGCAGUGCAAAACCUAGAAUCUGACAGAGCCAGACUAGAGGUAGAUGUCCGAAUUCUAAUAGAGGAGCUAAAUGGCAUCAGGAAGGACCACAAGGAGGAAUUAGAAAAGUUUCAUGCUUGCGCCAGAGGUUUUGUGAACGUGGAAAUGGACAGUCUGCAGGAAACAGACCUUACCAGAGCAUUAGAAGAGAUACGAGCAAACUACUGGGCAAUAACAGAAAGACAUUGUAGGGAUAUGGAAACAUGGUUUCUCUAUAAGUCUAAGGAAUCAAUUAUCCAGAACAGAUCAAGAACAGAGUCUCUACAAAUGCAAAAUAGAGAAGUGGCUAAAUUAAAAGGGGCGUUGCAAGAUCUGGAGAUUAAGCUGGAAGUUUUGCACAAUAUGAAAUUUACCCAGGAGGUCACACUAUCAGAAACAGAAGCUAGCUUUAACUUCCAGUUACAGAAUAUCAAGGAACUUGUGUCCAGACGAGAACAGGAACUUGCAAAGAUACGGAAAGAAAUGGAACAUCUGGUUUCUGACAGUCGAAUAUUGCACUAUCUUAAAGAUCUCCUGGAGAUGGAAAUAAAAACAUAUGGGAUGCUUAUGGAUGAAGAAGAGAUAAUCCUUGAAGAAGUAAAAUCAGAAGCAACUUAUAGAACUGCACAGCAGCUUUCAAAGUCCAAGCAAAAGUCUUCUUCAGUUAUCACAAAACAGCCACCGGUUCUUCAAGAUCUGAAAAAGGAGGACAGCAAAAUUAGCCAAAAAACUGAAGGGAAAUGAAGCAGGAAGACUGUUUUCUAUAUGCAGAGAAAUAAAGCUAUUUAUUAACAUGA
Bombina bombina (fire-bellied toad) is the source of this 1303-nucleotide messenger RNA. RefSeq names its product keratin, type I cytoskeletal 12-like. The record is from RefSeq and is a predicted model, not a curated record. Lineage: Eukaryota; Metazoa; Chordata; Amphibia; Anura; Bombinatoridae. Bases 33 to 1250 code for a protein of 405 amino acids. Gene Ontology annotation, molecular function: structural molecule activity. The transcript has 9 exons.